UUCCGAACUGUCUAUACCCCAGGUUGCUUGCUUACAAUUCGUCUAUCUCGGCCAUCCUAGUCUUCCCGAUCAUGACCUUGUCCAUCCACACCCUUCGGGCAAUACAACCCGAAUGUCUUUGCCGCCGUGUGACCGUGCAUGGCACGGUGACGCCGGACAACGACUCCGGAGACAAUAAUAAUAAUGAUGAUGAUGAUGAUGAUGAUGAUGAUAGUGGAAGGUUGAAUGGAUUCAUCGCGGGUUGGCAGACCACCGUCACCAGACACUCCGACAGACUACAUAGUACAGUACAUACAUACGUACCACCUCCCGGUUUGCAGGAGACUGACAUCUUGACGUUACCCGAGACCAACACAUUGUAAUGCCAGUGGCCAGCCAGUGGCCAACCCGUGGCUGUCUCCGUCCAUUCCGUGUUACUUGCAGGGUUGAACUGUGACUGUGUUUGUUUUGAAGGAGGGGG
Messenger RNA from Aspergillus sclerotioniger CBS 115572, 460 nucleotides. RefSeq lists its product as uncharacterized. The transcript has a single exon. The coding region runs from base 72 to 362 and encodes 96 amino acids. Lineage: Eukaryota; Fungi; Ascomycota; Eurotiomycetes; Eurotiales; Aspergillaceae. The record is from RefSeq and is a predicted model, not a curated record.